This is a messenger RNA of Dentiscutata erythropus, 125 nucleotides long. NCBI's taxonomy places the organism in Eukaryota, Fungi, Glomeromycota, Glomeromycetes, Diversisporales, Gigasporaceae. The record is from the annotation of a GenBank genome assembly.
GUGGUGGCGGCUGUGGGACCAACGACAACACCAGACACACCUCAGAAUGAUGCUAAUAGUCCAACUGCAACUUCACAAAAAACUUCUUUGGCAGCAAAGAAUAACUCUUAUUCCAAUUAUUUAUU